This is a messenger RNA of Ananas comosus (pineapple), 1476 nucleotides long. Its product is annotated as protein tas. NCBI's taxonomy places the organism in Eukaryota, Viridiplantae, Streptophyta, Magnoliopsida, Poales, Bromeliaceae. The coding region runs from base 200 to 1351 and encodes 383 amino acids. Gene Ontology annotation, molecular function: oxidoreductase activity. The transcript is spliced from 8 exons. The record is from RefSeq and is a predicted model, not a curated record.
CUCUCUCUCUCUCUCUCUCUUCCUAAGCCUCGUAACAAGAGGAUAAGAAUUAUGAAGAAUCCUUUGAAGCAGAGCAAAGUAGCGCCCUCAAACGCCUCUCUCCUCUUCCUCCUCGAACCACAGCAAUGGCGUCGACUGGGCUCAUCUCCUCCUCCUCCUCCUUCCUCCGCCUCGGCUCCGACCCCUACUCACUCCGGCCAUGGCCGUGCGGCGGAGGGGGCGGCGGCGCCUCCUAUUGGCGUCUUCUCCGAUCAGAGCCGAGCUCGGAGGCGACCCGCUCCAGUAUCGGAAGCUCGGGGACUCCGAUCUUCUCAUAAGCGAAGUCACCCUCGGAACCAUGACAUUUGGGCAACAGAACACAGAGAAGGAAGCUCAUGAUAUGCUCAGCUAUGCAUUCGAGAACGGCAUUAACAUCAUCGAUACUGCAGAAGCAUACCCAGUUCCGAUGAAAAAGGAGACUCAAGGAAACACUGAUCGUUAUAUAGGAAGCUGGAUGAGGUCCAAACCACGUGAUAAGAUUAUUUUGGCUACGAAAGUUUGUGGCUACUCUGAGCGAUUCAGUUAUAUCCGUGAAAAUGCAAAGGUUCUGCGAGUUGACGCUACCAACAUAAGAGAGAGUGUAGAAAAGAGCCUUUUGCGCCUAUCCACGGACUAUAUUGAUUUACUUCAGAUACACUGGCCAGAUCGUUAUGUACCAUUGUUUGGUGAAUUUGCAUAUAAUCCAGCAAAAUGGAGGCCAAGUGUGCCAUUUGCUGAACAACUUAGGGCUUUUCAGGAGCUCAUCGAUGAAGGGAAGGUACGCUACAUUGGAGUUUCUAAUGAAACUUCCUAUGGAGUAAUGGAAUUUGUACAUGCUGCAAAGGUCGAAGGGCUUCCGAAGAUUGUCAGCAUUCAGAAUUGCUAUAGUCUGCUUGCUAGAUGUCGAAGUGAAGUCGAUCUUGUUGAAGUAUGUCAUCCAAAUAACUGCAACAUUGGGCUCCUUGCAUAUUCACCAUUAGCUAGCGGGGUACUCACAGGGAAGUAUCUCGAUUCGAAUUCUGAAGUUGCAAGAAGAAGCAGGUUAAGCAUUUUCCCAGGGUACAUGGACAGAUACAACCAAUCACUAGCUAAGGAGGCAACUGAUCUCUACAUUCAGCUGGCAAAGGAGAAUGGCCUAACUCCAGUCCAACUUGCGCUCAGAUUCGUGCGCGAUCGCCCAUUCGUGACCAGCACUAUAAUCGGCGCCACAUCAGUGGAUCAGCUCAAAGAGGAUAUCGAUGCAUUUAUCACAUCCGCGCGACCUUUGCCGCCGGAAGUUGCCGAAGGCAUUGAGGACAUCUUCAAGAGAUACAAAGACCCAUCAAUCCUUUAACAGAUGUAGUCGUCUUUGAUUCUGCUAUACAAAUUCCACUUUGAGAAGUAUUAACUGUAUGAGAACAAGUUAUACAACAAGUGCUUUACCAACAAUCUUAACUUAUUGUUCCCCCCUUUGCACUA